UCUUCUAAGUAACCCCCAUCCCACCCUCUACCUCUGUCCUCCACAGAGACCUGUGCUGUCAACAAUGGAGGCUGCGACAGUAAAUGCCACGACGCAGCCACGGGCGUCCACUGUAGCUGUCCUGUGGGCUUCAUGCUACAGCCAGACCGGAAGACCUGCAAAGACAUAGACGAGUGCCGGCUGAACAACGGGGGCUGCGACCAUCUUUGCCGCAACACAGUGGGCAGCUUCGAAUGCAGCUGCAAGAAGGGCUACAAGCUGCUCAUCAAUGAGAGGAACUGCCAGGAUAUAGAUGAGUGCUCCUUUGAUCGAACCUGUGACCACAUUUGUGUGAACACGCCAGGAAGCUUCCAGUGUCUCUGUCAUCGUGGCUACCUGCUAUAUGGUGUCACCCACUGUGGUGAUGUGGACGAGUGCAGCAUCAACCGGGGAGGCUGCCGCUUUGGUUGCAUCAACACCCCUGGCAGCUACCAGUGUACCUGUCCAGCCGGCCAGGGCCGCCUGCACUGGAAUGGCAAAGAUUGUACAGAGCCAGUGAAGUGUCAGGGAAACCCUGGAGCCUCAAAGGCCAUGCUCAGCUGCAAUCGAUCUGGCAAGAAGGACACCUGUGCCCUGACCUGCCCCUCUCGGGCGCGGUUUUUGCCAGAGUCUGAGAAUGGCUUCACAGUGAGCUGUGGCACCCCGAGUCCUAAGGCUGCCCCAGCCCGAGCCGGCCACCCCGGGAAUAGCACCAGUUCCAGCCACUGCCAUGAGGCUGCAGCCCUGUCGGUUAAACAGCGGGCCUCCUUCAAGAUCAAGGACGCCAAGUGCCGUUUACACCUGCGAAACAAAGGCAAACCCGAGGAGGCCAGCAGAGUCCCAGGGCCAGGUGGCGCCCCCUGCUCUGACUGCCAGGUUACUUUCAUCCAUCUCAAGUGUGACUCCUCUCGGAAGGGCAAGGGCCGGAGGGCUCGGACCCCUCCAGGCAAGGAGGUCACCCGACUCACCCUGGAACUGGAGGCAGAAGUGAGAGCUGAAGAAACCACAGCCAGCUGCGGGUUGCCCUGCCUCCGCCAGCGGAUGGAACGGCGACUGAAAGGAUCCCUGAAGAUGCUCAGAAAGUCCAUCAACCAGGACCGCUUCCUGCUGCGCCUGGCUGGCCUUGACUACGAACUAGCCCACAAGCCCAGCCUGGCAGCCGGAGAGCGCGCAGAGCCAGCGGAGGCCUGCAGGCCCGGGCAGCACCGCGCUGGGGCCAAGUGUGUCAGCUGCCCGCAGGGAACGUAUUACCACGGCCAGACGGAGCAGUGUGUGCCAUGCCCAGCGGGCACCUUCCAGGAGAGAGAAGGGCAGCUCUCCUGCGACCUUUGCCCUGGGAGUGAUGCCCACGGGCCUCUUGGAGCCACCAACAUCACCACGUGUGCAGGUCAGUGCCCACCUGGCCAACACUCUGCAGAUGGGUUCAAGCCCUGCCAGCCAUGCCCACGGGGCACCUACCAACCUGAAGCAGGCCGGACCCUGUGUUUCCCAUGUGGGGGCGGCCUCACCACCAAGCAUGAGGGGGCUGUCUCCUUCCAAGACUGUGAUACCAAAGUCCAGUGCUCUCCAGGGCACUACUACAACACCAGCAUCCAUCGGUGUAUCCGUUGUGCCAUGGGCUCCUACCAGCCAGACUUCCGUCAGAACUUCUGCACUCGCUGUCCUGGAAAUACAAGCACUGACUUUGAUGGAUCCACCAGCGUGGCCCAGUGCAAGAAUCGCCAGUGUGGUGGGGAGCUAGGUGAGUUCACUGGCUAUAUCGAGUCUCCCAACUACCCGGGCAACUACCCAGCCGGCGUGGAGUGCAUCUGGAACAUCAACCCCCCACCCAAGCGCAAGAUUCUUAUCGUGGUACCCGAGAUCUUCCUGCCAUCUGAGGAUGAGUGUGGGGACGUCCUCGUCAUGAGAAAGAACUCCUCCCCAUCCUCCAUCACCACAUAUGAGACCUGCCAGACCUACGAGCGGCCCAUCGCCUUCACUGCCCGUUCCCGGAAACUCUGGAUUAACUUCAAGACGAGUGAGGCCAACAGUGCCCGUGGCUUCCAGAUCCCUUAUGUGACCUAUGACGAGGACUAUGAGCAGCUGGUAGAAGACAUUGUGCGGGAUGGCCGGCUCUAUGCCUCUGAAAACCACCAGGAGAUCUUAAAGGACAAGAAGCUAAUCAAGGCCUUCUUUGAGGUGCUGGCCCAUCCCCAGAACUACUUCAAGUACACAGAGAAACACAAGGAGAUGUUGCCAAAAUCCUUCAUCAAGCUUCUCCGGUCCAAAGUUUCCAGCUUCCUGAGGCCCUACAAAUAGUGCCCACAGCCCAAGGACUCAGGUUUUGGAGUCCCCAGACUCCUCAGCCCUCAGAGCUGGCAGCCCCCAACCUUAGACAAGGAACUCUCUCCUCUCUUUGGAGGAAAACUAUCACUACACAGACCAGGCACUCUCCCUUUUUGUCUUUCUCACUUCCUUCUCUCUUCCUCCCUGACUCUCU
Dipodomys ordii (Ord's kangaroo rat) is the source of this 2497-nucleotide messenger RNA. RefSeq names its product signal peptide, CUB domain, EGF-like 3 (gene Scube3). Gene Ontology annotation, cellular component: cell surface. The transcript is spliced from 16 exons. Lineage: Eukaryota; Metazoa; Chordata; Mammalia; Rodentia; Heteromyidae. Gene Ontology annotation, molecular function: calcium ion binding. The coding region runs from base 133 to 2316 and encodes 727 amino acids. Gene Ontology annotation, biological process: signal transduction. The record is from RefSeq and is a predicted model, not a curated record.